Molecule: messenger RNA, 4399 nt
Organism: Boeremia exigua
Lineage: Eukaryota; Fungi; Ascomycota; Dothideomycetes; Pleosporales; Didymellaceae
Exons: 3
Coding region: 272-4246 (1324 amino acids)
Source: RefSeq, a predicted model, not a curated record
AUCGCUAUGUCUUGCCUUCAACGUGCGCCUGCCUUACCACGAGGCUUCAGCCUUCGAAACUUCACAUCCUAUCGCAGGCCUCCAGUUCAUGUCAGAGCCGGAUUGAUCUCGUCGCCGUCACCCGUGUCGGCGUUCUCGCCUGCAUGGCUACGAAGUUGCCUCCUGGCAUCGCCUAUGGCGCUGCUUCAGGCUGCAAGUGUUGGGCAGAUUAUGAGGCUCUGCAGGCGCUGAGGUUUUCUUUACAUUAGAGGUAUAGUGCGUAUCGCUUCUGAUGAGGCUUGCGCGCUGCUUCUUGCCAACUACUUCAUUUCAAUUUCCGCAUCCGAUCUCGAACCCUUCACCCGGAAGAGACGUACAAAUUCUCUACCACCAGAUGUCUGAAAUUAAAAUUCCCAGCUCGUAUGGUGUUCCACUAGGCACCCUAUAUAACGGUCAAUCGGACGAAUUUCUCUCGCUUCAUGUACUUGAGUCCGUACGGGCAGGCACCGUUGUAUCUCAGCAGCUCAAAGUUCCUGCAAUUGAGGUUCAACGACUCAAAGAUGAAAGUCUUGCUAGCAAAUUCGCCUUCAUGCGCUCACCUCCACCCCUAGGAGCGAGUGUUCUUGGAGGAAUGGUUACGAUGAACACAUGGCGGCAACAGCUUUUGAGUAGCUACGAUGUCUCGAAUCCGCCACGACAAGCUCUUCGGAUUACUACCACAACUGUUCAGGAGAAUCUGGACUUCAAUAACCAAGAUGUCAGGUAUUGCUUCAGUCAGAAUGCUGAUAAGUUGAAACGUGCGACACAUGUUUGUGCAAAAAUCACCUGGGGGAUUGAAUGCGUCGUGAUAGCGUCUGCAAAGGUUCCUGGAGAGCCUGCGUACAAUGAUCUCAUCGAUCGUUGCUUCAGACGCCUCGAGGCGACGGCGACAAGCGCAAAUGCCGGCUUUGACGACAACGAGUCACGGACAUACGAUGAACACAUCAUUUUCACCGUCGAUGGGGAUAUACCCGGGCUCACAAGCUCUCAACCUACAGCUUUCAGGGAUGUGUUCCGUCUCUUCGCAAUCUUGAAGAAAUAUGACGAGAUGGAGCACCCUCUUACAUACACCCUUCUUCCUACGAUGGUACUCGAAUACGUCUUAGCCAUGCCAGUUGAGUGUAGUCUCACGCUUAUACAGCCAAGUGUUGAGACAAUUGAUCAUAUCCUCUCUGCCUUCGAUGACUUCCGAAAGGCCAAAGCACUUCUGGCUCAACACGAGCACUACGUGAGAAGCCACCGAGCGUACGUUGCGAAAGAACACAUCUCCGAGAUCUCGGACUUGAAGGAUUUAUCGCGUGCAGCAUUUGAGUCAUUUCAGCCAGUGUAUGCACGCGUGCUGUACGAAGUCAGAUCAGGCCAAACACCCAUGCAUGAUCUGACUGCACUUGUCGCCGGCAUUCGAGAGGGAGAACACGACCUUGAACAUAUCUUACGUCUCACUAAAAAGUUUGACCAACUACUUCAAUUCGUCACAAAAGCUGUCUCUCUGGGUGCCAAAUACUACGGGUAUAAGAAGCCAUUGUUCGACAUUGCUACUCUACGACAAUAUGCAGAUGCCUACGUCUUCGAAUUCGAUGAACGCUCAUCUCGGGGUUGUGAGAGUUGGCCUGGCAUGACCUCGCUCUUGCUGAGAAUUCUAGAUGAGUCACAGGGUCAAGUGCGUGUUGCUCUCUUGGACUGUGAUGGCCUCCAGCGACCACUCUCAGAGCCAUGCAUAUCACACUACCGGCACGGUAUUCUUGUGGAGGGGAAUGUAUGGAAAAAACAAGAACUUCUUGCUAAAUUUCCAGUCAUCAGCUACAACAGGUCAAAGCUACGUGCCGCAAAAGACGGCACCAGAGCUGUACACAGGCGCCCGGUGAAGAUUCCCUGUGGCAGCUCGGCUUGUGAUCCACGGGUAUUCUGGAGUUGGCUCUGUUCGCAAUGCCAGAGCACGGUCGACUUUAGCGAUCACCGAGUCUUCAGCUGUGCUUGCGGGCAGUGGGACUUCAGAGACUCAACCUUCAAAUGCCCAAGGGUGACGCAUGGUACAGCAUUUGUCAAGUACGCAGACAACGACAAGAUGUAUGGGCAUUUGCAGAAUCUGGCUCCUUACGAAGAAGUCAACAUACUGAUACUGGGAGAAAGCGGGGUUGGAAAGUCAACGUUCAUCAAUUCGCUUGUCAACUACUUACACUAUCCUCAACUUGAAGAUGCUUUGGAAGGACCCAGCCUAACACAUAUCAUACCAUUCUCUUUCGCGACUCAGCUCCCAGACGAGAACGAUCCUCGUGGAAGGAUUGUGCAAAAGACGAUUCGCUGGGGCUCUGACAAGAAUGAGAACGAUGGCUCCAAAGGCCGCUCAGCGACACAACAGACUCAGGUCCAUACCGUCACACUAGGCCCAAUGAUUCUCCGCCUAAUCGAUACACCUGGCAUCGGUGAUACGAGAGGAGCCGAACAAGACAAGAAGAACAUGGCUGAUAUUCUGUCGGUCCUCAGAGGUUACACGCAUGUUCACGGCAUACUCAUUCUACUUAAGCCAAACAACUCCCGACUGACGGUCAUGUUCCGAUACUUUGUCAAGGAGCUCCUAACACAUUUACAUCGCUCCGCGGCAAACAACAUGGUGUUCGGCUUUACCAACACACGCGGUUCCAACUACCAGCCUGGUGAUACCUUUAAACCUCUACAAGAGUUGUUGAAAGAAUUUGAUUCUACGCGAAUUGAGUUGUGCAAAGACACAGUCUAUUGUUUCGAUUCAGAAAGCUUCCGGUAUCUGGCCGCCCACAAACAAGGUGUCACCAUUGGCGACAGGCCCGACUAUGAGCGAAGUUGGAACCGUUCGACAGAAGAGGCGCGUCGUUUACUUGCUCAUUUUAAGAGCUUGCAGCCCCAUCAGGUGAAGAGCACAAUGAGUCUCAACGAAACACGCAUCGUCAUUACUCAACUCACAAAACCCAUGGCACAGAUAGCACAGAAAAUCAAGGCCAGCAUUGCCACAAACGAAGACGAUCUCAGAGACCUCCAGAGCCGUAAAAUGGAUCGGGAAGGACUCAGGAAGAAGCUCGAAGUGUCAAAACAAACCCUUCGUGCUGAGCGUGUUGAGCAGCCACGAACCGUGUGUUCUAACAGCGCAUGCACUGAAUCCGAAACAAGUGGCAUCGGAGAGGGUCUAGAUGGUUCAGAGCAAUUGAGAACAGUCUACAAGACCAUCUGCCAUGAUCCUUGUCACCUAGAAAAUGUUCAAGAAGACAAAGUUGCAGAUCCCGGACUAAUCCAAUGUUACUGUAUUAUCCAAGAUGGAGAAUCCGGCGUCAGGAAAUCACAAGUGGGCAAAUGUCGGUUCUGCCACCAUUCGUGGCAGGAACACCUCCAUAUACGCUACGAGCUCAAGCCAAGCACAGUGAUGGUAGUGGACACUUUUGUGCAGCGUGAGCUUGAGCAAAACGCCAAUCUGAUCCAGGUCAGGGAAAGAGGAAUCGAGAGCAAAAAACGCAUAAUCAAAGAAUUCCAGCAAGAGUAUGAUGCGAUUAAGCGUGCUGCUGGUCGCUUCACCCUCUUUCUUCGGAAAAACUCCAUCACACCUUACAACGAUGCUACGGUGGAGUAUCUCGACUUCCUCAUCAAAGAAGAAAAACCGAAGGUCCAAAUGGGUGCGAGUAGGAGGCGCCUGCAUGAGCUCGAGCGAUACCGAAGCGAGCACGUCGAGAUCGUCGAGAUUUUGAGCCACAAGAUUGAAGAUGGAAAAGAGAACGUCCUCGAUGAAGCAGGUGUGGACCGGCUUGUACACAAACUCUAUCGCAUGGAACACUACGGUCCUGAGAUUCGUCGAAUACGUGAGGUUAUCGACGAUGCAGGUACGGCAUCCUUCCGAGAACAGCCUCAUCGUAUCAUGGGAUUCAACGUCAAUUCUUGGAUUGGAGCGCUGGCGCCAAAGGUUAUUGAGACAGGCUCGCGGAAUCUCCUACAGAAGCGGCAAUCGUCGGCUCAACAAUCACCUCCUGUAGUGGCUUCAUCGUAUUCGCGACAGCUACCGAAGCAACCGGUUGCAUCUACAUGGGAAACCCAACUCCCAGUCAUAUCGCCGCGGCAGCUUCAAUCAAUACCUCAAAACUCGUACGUGCAGUUCCCUCAGCAGCAACAGGUCGUACACGAGCCAAUACAAACCCCUCAUCUGGGGAGAUCUGAGUCUAGGAAAUCGGUGAGUAGCGGCACUCUCUCCAAGAUGAAGUUCUGGAAAUGAGUACGUUGGGUGGUCGGGGCCUAUAGCAAUCAAAUAUUGACAAGCUUCUUUAUGUACCAAUGUAGAGACUGAACACUGAUAUUGGGUUCACUGAGACUUCUGAGUCGAUUACUCCAACAGUGCAUUAGCUACAAACCAAUGUUUGAAAGCAAA